AAAAUAUAUUUGGAAGUUUGAUGUGUGAUGUGAGGAAUGAAUGGGUUGAAGCUGAACGGGGUUUAGGGAACAAAUAAAAGAGACUUAUUAUGAGGAAACGGUGAAUGAAUGUGUGUGUGUGUGCAGGAAAUGAUUGAUGGAGUCUGGUGAGAGUGGGGGUUCGUCGGUUCGAGAGGUGCGUGCAAAUGGAAACAGCAUUAAAACAUCAGAAGUUGAGGCUAAGCUUGAUGAAGGGAAUAUUCAAGAAGCAGAAUCAGCAUUGCGAGAAGGCUUGUCUCUCAAUUUUGAGGAAGCAAGAGCUCUUCUUGGAAAGCUAGAGUAUCAACGAGGUAAUGUCGAAGGGGCUCUUCGUGUGUUUGAUGGGAUAGAUCUUCAAGCAGCCAUACAGCGAUUGCAAUCUUCCCUUUCUGAUAAACCAGCCAAGAAAGGAGGUGGCUCAACUUCCACGAGCUCUCAGCAUGCUGCUAGUUUGGUGCUCGAAGCCAUCUUCUUAAAAUCCAAGUCUCUACAAAAGCUGGGAAAGUUCACUGAUGCUGCUAGUGAGUGCAAGCGUGUACUUGAUGCUGUUGAAAAGAUAUUUUCUCAAGGUAUACCUGAUGCUCAAGUGGACAAUAAAUUGCAAGAGAUAGUUAGCCAUGCCGUAGAGCUCCUUCCAGAGCUUUGGAAAGAGGCCGGUUGCUAUCCCGAGGCAAUAUCUGCAUAUAGGAAUUCCCUUCUUAGUCAAUGGAACCUUGAUAAUGAUUGCUGUGCAAGAAUUCAGAAAGCAUUUGCUAUGUUUUUGCUGUACAGCGGGGUGGAGGCAAAUCCACCCAGUUUGGCAGUUCAGACUGAAGGGUCAUAUGUACCUAAAAAUAAUCUGGAAGAGGCGAUUCUGCUUCUAAUGAUUCUUGUGAGAAAGUUUUGUCUUGGAAAGACAAAAUGGGACCCCUCGGUAAUGGAACACCUGACAUUUGCACUUUCAGCAUGUGGCCAAACCUCUGUUUUAGCAAAACAACUUGAAGAGUUGAUUCCUGGUGUAUAUCAUCGUAUUGACCGUUGGAAUUCAUUAGCACUGUCUCUCAGUGCAGCUGGACAAAGCAAAACUGCAUUGGAUCUGCUAAGAAAGUCUCUGCACCGACAUGAACGACCGAAUGACAUGAUAGCAUUAUUAUUGGCUGCUAGAAUUUGCAGUGAGGAUCCUCAUCUUGCUGCAGAGGGUGCAGGCUAUGCCCAGAGGGCAGUCAAUAAUGCUCGGGGUCUAGACGAGCAUUUAAGAGGUGUAAGCCUUCGGAUGUUGGGACUUUGCCUGGGAAAGCAAGCUAAGGCUGCUUCCUCUGACUACGAGAGGUCUCAUCUUCAGGCCAAAGCUCUCCAAUCAUUGGACGAGGCAGCUAGAUUGGAGCAAAAGAAUUCUGAUCUAAUUUUUGAGUUAGCUGUUCUAUAUGCAGAGCACCGAAAUCUGCCUGCAGCUUUACGCUAUGCGAAGCAGUUCUUUGAUGAAACUGGUGGAUCUGUAUUGAAAGGAUGGAGAUUGCUGGCUCUAGUUUUGUCUGCACAGAAAAGAUUUUCAGAGGCUGAAGUGGUGACAGAUGCUGCUUUAGAUGAGACUGCAAAAUGGGAGCAAGGUCCACUUCUCAGGUUGAAAGCGAAGCUGAAGAUUUCCCACUUAAAAAUUUGA
Arachis ipaensis is the source of this 1657-nucleotide messenger RNA. The record is from RefSeq and is a predicted model, not a curated record. NCBI's taxonomy places the organism in Eukaryota, Viridiplantae, Streptophyta, Magnoliopsida, Fabales, Fabaceae.